This is a messenger RNA of Xyrauchen texanus (razorback sucker), 4252 nucleotides long. Its product is annotated as leucine-rich repeat-containing protein 1-like. The transcript is spliced from 14 exons. The coding region runs from base 353 to 1990 and encodes 545 amino acids. Lineage: Eukaryota; Metazoa; Chordata; Actinopteri; Cypriniformes; Catostomidae. Gene Ontology annotation, biological process: neurotransmitter receptor transport postsynaptic membrane to endosome; neurotransmitter receptor transport, endosome to postsynaptic membrane. Gene Ontology annotation, cellular component: postsynaptic density; postsynaptic membrane; adherens junction. The record is from RefSeq and is a predicted model, not a curated record. Gene Ontology annotation, molecular function: protein binding.
GACUAGAGGAAAUAAACUACGGCAUAAGAAAAACACGAACUAGACACAACUAAACAGACAUGUAACCGCUUUUAAAUACAGGUACGGGACAUUUGUCAGCCUUCCAGAGACGAUGUUGCAAGAAAGGUGAAAAAGCGGAAGAGAAACUCCCGGGAUCAAAUCAGAAGUGGAGCGCGACGUUUUUAAUCCAUGUUUGUGCGCGCGAUACUUUUGCAUUUUGAAAUCGAACACUAGUGGCGUUGGCGCACUUGGAGAGUUUCCUCCGCUUGUUUGAUUCAGUUUUGAUUUGCCGUGGCAACUUUUCCAGCAGCAGGACGGAUUUAUCCAGUCUACGGAUCGUCAUCAUCCCGUGAUGUUUCACUGUAUUCCCCUGUGGCGGUGCAACCGUCACAUCGAGUCGAUCGAUAAGCGCCACUGCUCGCUGAUGUUCGUCCCGGAUGAGAUCUAUCGCUACAGAGGGAGUUUGGAGGAGCUUUUACUGGACGCCAACCAACUCCGUGAUUUGCCCAAGCCAUUCUUCAAUUUGACAAAGUUGAGAAAGCUCGGUUUGAGUGACAAUGAGAUCCAGAGGUUGCCGGGGGACAUCGCCAACUUCAACCAACUCGUUGAGCUCGACGUCUCUCGAAACGACAUUAUGGAACUCCCUGAAAGCAUUUCAUAUUGUAAAACCCUACAAGUAGCAGAUUUUAGUGGAAAUCCUUUGACAAGAUUGCCAGGAAGUUUUCCAGAAUUACGGAAUUUAACAUGCCUUUCCAUCAAUGACAUUUCUUUGCAAGCACUUCCAGACAACAUUGGAAACCUCUGUAACUUGGUAUCACUGGAACUCCGAGAGAACUUACUGACAUAUUUACCAGAGUCUCUGUCUCAACUUCAGAAACUUGAAGAACUUGAUGUAGGGAACAAUGAACUGUAUAAUUUGUCAUCUACUGCAAGCUGGUUGCUCCAUCUGAACGGUGUCAAACUUGUUAUCUUGCAGCCGGAGACAAUAGGCUGUCUCAUCAGUCUAAAAGACCUGUGGCUGGAUGGAAACCAGCUGUCUGACAUACCACCGGAACUGGGCGGUAUGAGAAGCCUCACGUGUCUAGAUGUAUCCGAGAAUAAGUUAGAGCACCUCCCAGAGGAGAUGGGAACCCUGCUGUUCCUCACAGACCUCCUGGUGUCCCAGAACCUCAUUGACAUGCUGCCGGAGAGCAUAGGAAAAUUAAGACGGCUUUCGAUAUUGAAAGCGGAUCAGAACCGAUUAGUUCAGCUGCCGGAGAGCAUCGGCAACUGUGAGAGCCUCUCUGAACUGGUGCUAACAGAAAACCAGCUGGUUAAUUUGCCUAGAAGUAUUGGAAAACUAAAGAAACUGUCCAACUUCAACUGUGAUAGGAAUCGCCUAACAUCUUUACCGAAAGAGAUCGGUGGCUGCAGCAGCCUGAAUGUUCUGUGUGUGAGAGAGAACCGUCUAACAAGAAUCCCUCCAGAGCUCUCACAAGCUGCAGAACUGCAUGUUCUUGAUGUGUCUGGAAACAGGCUGCUGUACCUGCCACUGACCCUCACUACUCUACGACUCAAAGCGCUUUGGCUGUCUGAGAAUCAGUCUCAACCCCUGCUCACCUUCCAGACGGACGUGGACCCGGAGUCUGGCGAGAAGGUGCUCACCUGUGUACUGUUGCCACAGCAACUCAGUGAAUCAGAAAACAAAGGUUCAGAUAAUCUGGCCCGCUGUGGAGCUCUGGAGAGUUUAGUGGAGAGUGGCGCACUGGACGACACAUGGGACAAUCAAGCCACAAACAGAAUGAGCACCAUCCGUUUCAUGGAGGAUGACGAUGAUGAAGAUGAUGAAGAGAGGACGCUAUUGCGACGGGCCACGCCCCAUCCCGGUGAGCUGAAGAACAUGAAGAAGGUGGCCGAGAACAUCCGUAAGGACAUGAAUGCUGCCAAAGCCCUGGACUCCAACAAAAACGAGGUCAAUAAUGCUGUGGACCGAGUGACCACGUCUGUGUGAACACUUUAACUCUGAGAUGUCUCUUACCCAAUGUGUCUCACCCUUGAAGCCCCUCCUGCAGAGCCAUUCCUCACCGCCCCUGUUCUCUCCCAGGGUGAAGCUCCCCUUUUGCUCCCCCAGGACCACCAAAGCCCUUUGUCCAGCCCUGCUUGUCCAUCUACUCCUGCCCCGUGUCAGGGACAAACCCCACAACCAGGUGCCUUCUUUUUUAAUGAACUUGCAAAGGAGUGAACCUUUUUACCCUUAAAACUAUUCAAAUCCAGUGCUUUUUUCUUGACACACAAAACAGGUAGUUGCACUACAAGUCUUAGCAAAUAAAAUUUAUAUAUAUAUUUGCUCUUUUUUAAUUUUGAAACACUGGGUGCAUUUCUUUCUUUUUCUAUGGUGAUGCAUGGAGCGCAGGCAUUUUGGGCCUGUAAAAGAAUGAUUGUGUAAUUGCUUGUGAAUAUUGAUACUUUUAUACUUACGGCAGCUCAAGUUUUGUACAUUUACAAAAAACGACAAAACAUGUAUUGCCAGUUUUUUAAUCAAUGAACAUUCUUAUUCAAACAAAGUGGCGUUUUUUAUUGUCAUACACAGUUAAAAGAAUCGUUCUCCCAAAAAUGAAAAUUCGGUUACUAUUUACUCAGCCUCAUUAUGCUACAAACCCGUAUGACUUCCUUUCUUCAGCCAUUCUUUCCAUAUAGUGACAUUGAAUUGGGACUGUCGAGCUCCAAAAUGACCAAUAACAUAAUUUAAUUCUCCCAUUUCUCUUGGCCAAAUAUUAUUGAUGUCAUAUCUGAUUUGAGAACUGUGGCAAAGAGGAAGAUUUUCAGUGAAUAAUUACUUUAGUUCCUAACGCAAUGGUAUUGCAUGGCUUUAGAAGACUUGGAUUGUAGCACUGGAUGGAACACUUUCAAUUGCUAUUAACUCAACCAAAAGAUAAAUAUAAAUGAUGAUGAAACCCAAAAUAUUAAAUGGCAUGGAUUAAUAUUUACAAAGUAAAUCAUUAUUUUGUAGAGGGGGGUCAAAAAAAAUAUAUAGACAAUUUUGCUUCAACAAAUAUACCUUAGAAAGGUGGAAGUGUCAUGAUUUUAUUUUCACACAGAACUAGGAGCUAUUACUAAAAAUGGCUCACUUCAGCACCCCUUGUUGUAUUUUGUUGUGUAUUAUGAGUCUAAAAAUGGGGAAAACACUUACAGUAUUUUGUAUUGUUUUUCCAGUGGUUGAAUGCCUGUAACUCUGGAAAUAUAGAAGAUUUUUGGUUUAGCCACUCCCAACUGUGCAAAAACAACACAAAAAGUGUUUUUCCAAUUUCUGAACUCAUACUAUUGGGAUGUAAUGAAACAAAGGGUGCUGAAGUCAACUGAUUUUAGUAGUGGAUCUACCUAUCUCUGUACAAAUAAAAUAAUGAUGCUGCCUCCUUUCUAAGGGUAUUUUUUACCUGUAAUUUUGCUACAAAAUCACAGGCAAAAAAUACAUAAUUAAAAACCAUUUCGACCCCCCUCUACAAAAUAAUAGAUUACCUAGUUAAUAUUAAUCGAUGAAAUUCACAAAAAGUGUUAACAAAAUCAGAAAUUUCAGGCAGGGAAGUUUCUGAAAUUUGGUUUAUUUGACUCCGACUACCCCAUUUGUAAAUAAAGACUUUCAUUUUUGAGUGAACUAUUUCUUUAAUACUUACAUGAACAUGAGGGUGCAGCGUUUGAUUUCAUAAUUUUUUCUUGAGGUUUUUAAUAAUAAUGUGUAAACAAGUUUUGUACUAAAAGUAAUUAAGGGCUAAUGCGGUUCAGUAUCGUGACCUGAAACACUCCUACAUUUGGAUUGAAUGGGGCUAAAGCUGUCCUAAUGACAUGCACUGUGCUUUACUACUUUACAACAGAUAAUUACUUUAUCAACUUUAGCUGCAGUUUUUAAAAUGUGCUUCCAGCUUUGUAAAAUUGGUACAAUGCAGCUCUUUUGUAAUAAAAAUAGGGGUAGUUAUUAUAUCUAUAGCUUUGGUUUAGGUGAGUAGUUUGAACUCACUUUACAACAAUGCUUAGACUUUAUCAGAGUUGGCUUUCUUUCUUUUUUUUUUGGAUAUGGUACACUACAGACUUCAUUUGACAUUGUAUGUUUUUAUUGUAUUCCAAGAAAGACAGACUUUUUUUUUUUUAUGUUUAUUUUGAUCUUUUAAUUAUUUCUUGUCAAAGAUGAAGCUGCACAGAAAACAAUCUUUAAGCAAGCGCUGUUUCUGGGCCAGUAUUUUUAUGACUUUAACCACUGAAAUAAUAAAAUGACUUCAUG